This is a messenger RNA of Glossina fuscipes, 1540 nucleotides long. RefSeq names its product ribonuclease H2 subunit B. The record is from RefSeq and is a predicted model, not a curated record. Gene Ontology annotation, cellular component: ribonuclease H2 complex; nucleoplasm. NCBI's taxonomy places the organism in Eukaryota, Metazoa, Arthropoda, Insecta, Diptera, Glossinidae. The transcript has a single exon. The coding region runs from base 40 to 1074 and encodes 344 amino acids. Gene Ontology annotation, biological process: RNA catabolic process; ribonucleotide metabolic process.
UUACUCUUUUAUUUAUUUUUAUUUAUUUUCUAAUUAAAAAUGAGCGAAACGAGAGUAACACGUUCUAACAAAAUUGAGGAAGAUGAUGGGAAACUUCAAUCGAAGAGAUUGGGCGUAAAUGUUUUAAAAAAAGUAUUCUUUAUAUCAGAGAAAAUUUUUAAUGAUAGCACGCAAAAUUUGGUGUUGGAACGUUUCUUUCAUCCUGGUAAAGAUAAAGCAACUUUAUUCAUAACUCGUGAUGAUAAAGAUAUAAUGGAAUUACUUCAAUUUGCUGAACCAAGACGAAGUUGGUUUAUCAAUGACGAAGUCUGCUCAGAUGGUCGUAUUUAUAUAACGGCUGAAAUAGAUGUGACAUUUUUCGCUUUACCGCAUUUAAGAAAACAUUGCACAAAUAAAGCAAUGGCUUUGGAUAGCAUACACGAUGAUGAGGACGAAACAGUGGCACGUCUUUUGACAUGCUUUGUACAACCAGAACUAUUAAGGUGCGUAACUGAUGUUAAAGUUGUGAAUGAUGUCUGCUAUUACAAAUAUAAUCAUGAAAAAACAUUGGCUUGGCUUUCAAUUAAAGUGAAAAAUGUAAUUGAAGCUUUAAAAAAGCAAGGAAUCUAUUGCGGUUCCAGCGCUGUUUCGCAGAAUUAUGCUCGCAGUGAAAAGGCUACUGAUGAGAUAAUCAACGAAAUGGAUUACAUACAAAGCGCCUGCGAUUACGUUGGCACCUAUUUGUCGCUAGAUUUCUAUGAAGAACUUGUCCAACAUAUGCAAAUUCCAUCGAAGAAUCCAGUUUUGACGGAAAAGUCUAUGCAAAAAAGAAAAUCAAUGGAAAAUCUGAGUAGCAGCAACAGUAAAAAGCGAAAGCUUGUAAAGGGGUCAUCAAACAAUUCAACAAAUUUGGAUAUAUUUGAGGAUAAUCGACAAAUGUUGACAGAUAGCCAAAGUCGUGACGAUAAGCGGGAAACUGUAAAGGAAAAGCUAUCAUCCAAAGAACGUAUUUUAAGUACUAAGGAGAAGCAAUUUGCAAAGGGAGCGAAAGGCAGCAAAAGUAUUGCAUCAUUCUUUUCUAAGAAGUCUACUUAGUUAAAGAUUUUCCUACCAUUUAGGAUCAGUUUUUACCCGAUAUUCAAUACUAGACUUUACUAUAAUUUUCUUUUAAUUCUAUUUGUAACAUUUAGAAAUAUGCUUAGAAUUCGUCUUAUACAUACAUAUUCUGGACCAUCAUAAAAGUUGUUUUAGUAAUACAUGUACUUAGCCAACCAUUCUUGGAUCGUCAUUGCAAGAGCGAAGACAAAAAUUAAAAAUUUGUUUUUAGCUAACACCCACAAAACAAGACUGAAAUUGGUGCUGGUUUGCUCACUUUAUACAAAGUAUAGCAUCUAGCCGCCAUUGUUAAGAAAUUAGAGUUCAAUUAAGGUAAGGGACAAAUGAUAAGAAAUUCCCUAAAAAAAUGAAGACCGCUCAAACUGUCCUAAUGUCCCUUCUUUCAUGUUUGGCCGCACUGACUUCAAGAUAUACAUACACUAAAAUGGAAAUAACUUUGUUAUUA